AUGGCGAGUAAUUAUGAACAUACAAACAAAAGACAACGGACAGACGACGGGUCACGGGAGGCAGUGGAUAGAUUCAAACCCCCACCUUCUGCGUGUGUUCAUGUACGAGGUCUGUCAGACUUGGCAGCAGAGAGUGAUUUGAUAGAAGCUGUUCAACAUUUUGGAUCUGUCAGAGAUGUGUUGCUUAUGCCAAGAAAACGACAGGCUUUGGUAGAGUUUGAGGACAUAGAAGGAGCAAAGAACUGUGUGGAUUAUUGUCAGCAAGGUAACGCGAUUUAUUGCGGAGGACAACCUGCGUUUUUUAACUUUUCGAUGAGCCAGAAAAUUGAGAGAUCAGUAGACAUGGAUGACUCCAGACCAGCCAAUCACAUUCUUCUGUUCACGGUGUUGAACCCCCAGUACCCAAUCACAGUGGAUGUGAUGAACACUAUCAACAAACCUUAUGGGUGUGUCCAGAGAAUCGUCAUUUUCAAGAAGAAUGGAGUACAGGCCAUGGUUGAAUUUGAUAAUGUGGAUUCAGCCAAGCGAGCCCGACAGGCGUUGAAUGGAGCCGAUAUCUAUUCUGGUUGCUGUACUCUAAAGAUUGAGUAUGCCAAGCCGGAACGCUUGAAUGUGGUGCGAAACGACCAUGACAGUUGGGACUACACAAACCCUGCCUUGGGAGGAAACAAACUAGAGCCUGCAGCCCGAGGGCAGCCUCUGUUACAGGAACCUCGAAUUGGUUCAGCACCGGCACCAUACAAUGGUCCAGUUGGUAGCGGAUUCGCUCCUGGUCCCAGUGGGCCACCAGCAUUUGGUAACCCAGCAGGAUACUAUGAUGAUGGGUACGGAAGACAAGGUCCUUAUGGCAAUCCUGGAGAGAGAUAUGGGGCACGGGUAAGUGGUUGGAUGCCGGAUCGCUUUGGGGGCCAUGGAGGUUAUGAGAUGGGUCUAGGGGGAGGACAAGGUGCGGUCCUCAUGGUGUACGGACUCAACAUGGACAAGAUUAACUGUGACAGACUGUUCAACCUCUUCUGUCUGUAUGGAAAUGUUGUCAGGAUUAAGUUCCUCAAGAGCAAGGAAGGGUCUGCCAUGGUUGAACUGGGAGAUUCACUGUCUGUUGAAAGAGCAAUCUCAAAUCUCAAUAAUGCAUUCAUGUUUGGCAACAAGCUUCAGUUGAGCCUAUCAAAGCAGUCCCAUCUGCAAGAAGUUAUGAACCCGCAUCAUCUACCCGAUGGGUCCUGCUCUUUCAAAGACUUCACAAGCAGUCGCAACAACCGCUUCUCUAACCCUGACGCUGCUCACAAGAAUCGCAUUCAGAACCCAUCCAAGGUGCUGCACUACUUCAAUGCUCCACCCAACAUGGGAGAGAAGGAGAUCUCCGAACUGUUUGAGAAUACUUACGGGAAAAGCCCAGUUGCUGUCAAGCAAUUCCCCUCAAAAACUGAACGCAGCAGUGCUGGACUGGUGGAGUUUGAGAACAAGUCCGACGGUAUUGAGGCUUUGGUCAUGGUCAAUCACACAGCGGUCAGUACUCCAGAGAGCAAAACUCCAUUCAUCUUCAAGUUAUGCUUCUCUUCAAUGCCCGCCGCAUCGACUUGA
Candidula unifasciata is the source of this 1581-nucleotide messenger RNA. The record is from the annotation of a GenBank genome assembly. Lineage: Eukaryota; Metazoa; Mollusca; Gastropoda; Stylommatophora; Geomitridae.